AUGUCUGGUGGAGAUCAGGAACCCAGGUGCUACUAUGUGGGUGUAGAUGUUGGGACAGGCAGUGUUCGAGCUGCUUUGGUGGACCAGAAAGGAGUCCUUGUGGCUUUUGCUGACCAGCUAAUUCAACAGUGGGAACCUCAGUUCAACCACCAUGAACAGUCCUCUGAGGACAUCUGGGCUGCCUGCUGUGUUGUCACAAAGAAAGUUGUGCAAGGAAUUGAAUUAGAUAAAAUCCGAGGACUUGGAUUUGAUGCCACCUGUUCUCUCGUUGUUUUGGAUAAGCAGUUUCGUCCUUUACCGGUAAACCAUGAAGGAGAUUGCUAUCGAAACAUCAUCAUGUGGCUGGACCACCGAGCUGUGAAUCAGGUCCAGAGGAUCAAUGACACCAAGCACAGUGUCCUCCAGUACGUGGGGGGUGUGAUGUCCGUGGAAAUGCAGGCCCCGAAGCUUCUGUGGCUGAAAGAGAACUUGAGAGAAACUUGCUGGGAUCUGGCGGGGCACUUCUUUGAUCUCCCAGACUUCUUAUCGUGGAAAGCAACAGGUGUCACAGCCCGGUCUCUCUGUUCUCUGGUGUGCAAAUGGACAUACUCAGCAGAGAAAGGCUGGGAUGACAGCUUCUGGAAGAUGAUUGGUUUGGAAGACUUUGUUGCUGAUAAUUACAUCAAAAUAGGAAACCAAGUGCUGCCUCCUGGAGUUUCUCUUGGAAAUGGGCUCACACCUGAAGCAGCAAAAGACCUGGGACUCCCUGCUGGGAUCGCAGUAGCAUCCUCACUCAUUGAUGCACACGCAGGAGGGCUAGGCGUGAUUGGAGCAGAUGUGAGGGGGCACGGCCUCGCCUGUGAAGGACAGCCCAUGACAUCACGCCUGGCUGUCAUCUGUGGAACAUCUUCUUGUCACAUGGGGGUCAGCAAAGACCCGCUUUUUGUACCUGGUGUCUGGGGCCCUUAUUUCUCAGCCAUGGUCCCUGGACUAUGGCUGAAUGAAGGUGGUCAGAGUGUUACAGGAAAAUUGAUAGACCAUGUGGUACAAGGCCACGCUGCUUUCCCUGAACUACAAGCUAAGGCUGCUGCCAGAUGCCAGAGUAUAUAUGCAUAUUUGAACAGUCACCUGGAUCUAAUUAAGAAGGCUCAGCCUGUGGGUUUCCUCACUGUUGAUUUACAUGUUUGGCCAGAUUUCCACGGCAACCGGUCUCCCUUAGCAGAUCUGACACUGAAGGGCAUGGUCACCGGAUUGAAACUGUCCCAGGACCUUGAUGAUCUUGCGGUUCUCUACCUGGCCACAGUUCAAGCCCUUGCAUUUGGAACCCGCCACAUUAUAGAGGCCAUGCAGGCAGCAGGGCACUCUAUCAGUACUCUCUUCCUGUGUGGGGGCCUGAGCAAGAACCCGCUUUUUGUGCAAAUGCAUGCGGACAUUACUGGCAUGCCCGUGGUGCUGUCCCAAGAGGUGGAGUCUGUUCUUGUGGGUGCUGCUAUUCUGGGUGCCUGCGCCUCGGGGGAUUUCACUUCUGUACAGGAGGCAAUGGCAAGGAUGAGCAAAGUUGGGAAAGUUGUGUUCCCCAGACAUGAGGAUAGAAGAUACUAUGACAAGAAGUAUGAAGUGUUCCUGAAGUUGGUUGAGCACCAGAAGGAGUAUGCAGCGAUCAUGAAGGCAGACUGA
This is a messenger RNA of Elephantulus edwardii (Cape elephant shrew), 1656 nucleotides long. It is a transcript of the gene FGGY, whose product is annotated as FGGY carbohydrate kinase domain containing. The record is from RefSeq and is a predicted model, not a curated record. NCBI's taxonomy places the organism in Eukaryota, Metazoa, Chordata, Mammalia, Macroscelidea, Macroscelididae. Bases 1 to 1656 code for a protein of 551 amino acids. The transcript is spliced from 15 exons. Gene Ontology annotation, molecular function: phosphotransferase activity, alcohol group as acceptor; kinase activity. Gene Ontology annotation, biological process: carbohydrate metabolic process.